GCUCCACCUCCGCCCCCCACGGCUCGACCUUUCGCGCCGCCGACUCGCCUCGCCUCGCCCCGCUAGGGUUUGCCGUUCCCGACGCAGGCGAAGGCGGCGGCGUCUCGGGGCGGCGCCGUCUUCGUGCCCUCCCGCUCCCAAGAUAUGGCAAUGCAAGCUGAUAGCUCGGCUGCUCCUUAUAGUCCACAUGUGGUUGCGGGUGCAUUUGUCAAAAAAUACUACCAUACUCUCCGUUACAUGCGAGAGGAUGCCUAUAAGUUCUAUAAUGACUCGAGCAUUCUUGGUCGAUCAGAUUCUAAUGGAAACAUCAUAUCGGUAACCACACUGGAUGAUAUCAAAGUGCAACUUCAGUCUACAGACUUCACUGACUGUUUGAUAAAGUUGGAGACUGUAGAUUCACAGCCAUCCCAUCUGGAUGGGGUGCUCAUUUUGGUUGCUGGAUCUUUUACUAUUGAUGCUGUGAAACAAAAAUUUACACAGUCGUUCUUUCUUGCUCCACAAGGAAGUGGCUAUUUUGUUUUGAAUGAUAUGCUCAGAAUUGUAAGGCCAUCAACUGAGGUGAAGGAAGUUGUAGCUAACCAUGAUGAUGUAAGCAUACAGAGUACCACCUUGCCAGCUGAGCCAGAAACAGUUUCAAUUAAGGAGAGUACAGAACCAAAUAUUCCACCUACAGAAAACAUAAUGCCUGUCAAUGAUGAAGUCAUUAGUCCCUCUACAAAUGCUGUUUCUCAAGUUAAAAAUGAUGCUGUUGUUGAGACAUGUGUGAAAGUGGUUAACAAGGAUAUUGAGAAGGUAUCUGAGGCCACUCAAGCUCCUCCUCCGGCUGAGAAGGAAGUACCUAAGAAGACUUAUGCAUCAAUUGUUAAGACAACCAGGGAGAGCAUACCACCUGCACCUGCUGCUAAACCCAAACCCAGCCCAAGGCCAAAGCCGGAUCAAAAUGCGAAGAAAUCUGUGUCCUCACCUUCAAAACCUGCUCAAGCUACUAACACUGCACCCCCAAGCGAGAAGAAUGUGUCUAAAACCAAAUCCCCUGAUGAGCCAGGGUAUUCAGUUUUUGUCAAGAAUUUGCCUUUUGAAGCAACUGUUGAAAUGGUUGGGCAAGAGUUUAGCAGGUUUGGUGCUAUUAAACCUGGUGGUAUACAAGUCAGAAAAUACCAGCUUGAUCAGUUCUGUUUUGGCUUCAUUGAAUUUGAGUCUCAACAUUCCAUGCAAGCAGCAAUUGAGGAAUCUAGAGUUUAUUUCGGCUCCUGGGAAUCAUAUGUUGAGGAAAAAAGAACUAAAACCCGAGUUGUUGAUGGUGUUGUCACUCGUUGUGACGACAAUGGGGCUGGCAGUCGGUUCCCGUCAGGCAGAGGUGGUUACAAUGGUGACAACUACAGGGGACAGGGCUUCCGGAACAAUGGCUACUACAACGGUGGUGGUAACAUGAGGAACGACUUCAGGAACCAGAACGAGUAUUCAGACCGUGGCCGAGGGCCUCAAGGGAAUGGCUACCCGCAGAACGGUAACGGCUACCACCGGAACAGGAACGGCUACCAUCAGAACGAUGGCUACCACCAGAACGAUGGUAAUCAACAGCGACGCCCCUACAACAAUGGGAAUGGGAAUGGAAACGGGAGGGCUGAGCGCGGCAAUGGUCUCAAGCAACAGACACCAACACCGGUUGCUUCGUAGACUGGUCAUUUUGUAGCCCAUGGGAGUAGUGAAGGAGUUUUUUGAGGGUAGAAGUGAGGGUGUUUUUUUAGGUUAGCGAAUGAGGAGUGUUCUCGCAGCGGCUUUGUUUACGUGUCCUAGGAACUAGGAGCAUCAGGUUUACACAAACUUCGGCAUGGGCUGCAUUUAUGAAUUCCAUCCCAUGGGCUAUGUUGGGCGCUUAUCUGGAGAUAGCAAUUGUGCGAUUUGACUUC
This is a messenger RNA of Setaria italica (foxtail millet), 1910 nucleotides long. RefSeq names its product putative G3BP-like protein. Gene Ontology annotation, cellular component: cytosol; ribonucleoprotein complex. NCBI's taxonomy places the organism in Eukaryota, Viridiplantae, Streptophyta, Magnoliopsida, Poales, Poaceae. The record is from RefSeq and is a predicted model, not a curated record. Gene Ontology annotation, molecular function: mRNA binding. Bases 145 to 1677 code for a protein of 510 amino acids. The transcript is spliced from 10 exons.